Molecule: messenger RNA, 711 nt
Organism: Candidula unifasciata
Lineage: Eukaryota; Metazoa; Mollusca; Gastropoda; Stylommatophora; Geomitridae
Source: the annotation of a GenBank genome assembly
AUGUCCACACUGACAGAGCAUAACAAACACUUGUCCUCACUGACAGAGCAUGACACUCACAUGUCCACACUGACAGAGCAUGACACUCACAUGUCCACACUGACAGAACAUGACACUCACAUGUCCACACUGACAGAGCAUGACACUCACAUGUCCACACUGACAGAGCAUGACACUCACAUGUCUACACUGACAGAGCAUGACACUCACAUGUCCGCACUGAUAGAACAUGACACUCACAUGUCCACACUGACAGAGCAUGACACUCACAUGUCCACACUGACAGAGCAUGACACUCACAUGUCUACACUGACAGAGCAUGACACUCACAUGUCCACACUGACAGAGCAUGACACUCACAUGUCCACACUGACAGAGCAUGACACUCACAUGUCUACACUGACAGAGCAUGACACUCACAUGUCCGCACUGACAGAACAUGACACUCACAUGUCCACACUGACAGAGCAUGACACUCACAUGUCCACACUGACAGAGCAUGACACUCACAUGUCUACACUGACAGAGCAUGACACUCACAUGUCCACACUGACAGAACAUGACACUCACAUGUCCGCACUGAUAGAACAUGACACUCACAUGUCCACACUGACAGAACAUGACACUCACAUGUACACACUGAUAGAGCAUGACACUGACAUGUACACACUGACAGAACAUGACACUCACAUGUCCACAGACAGAACAUGA